UGAUCUCCUGCUGCCACCCUCAGCUCCUCUCACUUGCCAGCGGGUCCUCCUGCCUUCAGGGCUUUAGCAGACGGUGUACCCCUGCCAGGAAUGCUCUUCAAGGGCUUGCCUUCCUGCACACCGCAGCAUCAGCAUCACCUGAGUAUCACCUGCCCCACCCAGUUUAGCAUCGAGGCACCUGGUGCCCUGUGUUCCCAGCAUUACUUCCUGCAUUUGUAGCAACAGGUGUUUGGCGCAUGGACCCAUCUCUCUGGCUCCUGCACCAAGACGCUGAGCCUGGUGAGAGCAGGGCCUGGUCUGUCACACUCUCCCUGGCCCUCCUCAGAGCUCUUCCCGAGCAAAGUCAGCUACAGCUUCUUUGUGGGCAAAGGCUGUCGUGGGCUGCACCCUCUCACAGGUGUUCCGGAAGACUCGUUGAGCUAUAUAUGUCCCCUGUUCACGAGAGAGGCUGAUGUCAUUUCCCUGCUUUUGAAUCCCUCAUCUCUGGCUGCCUUGAAGCAUCGGCUCCUUUCAAUCCUUGAGCAGUUACUGAACACCUAGUGGUGCUGGGCUUCUACAACAGUCACCUUAAACCCUCGGCCUCCACUGCAGUGGGGUCACAGGUCUUGGGUGCCCCCUCUCCUGCUUCUCAGGUUCGUGGCUGAGCGAGAGUGACUGCCUGUCUGGUAGCAGAGGCACUGAAGGUAUUAAAUGGAAGCAGCUGGGGUGAGCGAAGAGCAUGCUCGUGGCAUCACGAACAAAAAAACAGCAAACACCAACCAGCCUGUUUUUCACUAAGGGCUCUGGCGUGCAGUCUGGGUCCCAGCCUCGCUGAGCCCCCCCCCACGUGAGACCUGCCUGCGGAGGAAGCCCCCCCCACGUGCUGACCAUGUCUAUUACGGACCACAGCCCCACCACGGGUGUGGUCACCGUCAUCGUCAUCCUCAUUGCAGUUGCGGCCCUGGGGGCCCUGAUCCUGGGCUGCUGGUGCUACCUGCGGCUGCAGCGCAUCAGCCAGUCGGAGGACGAGGAGAGCAUCGUGGGAGAUGGCGAGACCAAGGAGCCCUUCCUGCUGGUGCAGUACUCAGCCAAGGGACAGUGCGUGGAGAGGAAGGCCAAGCUGACCCCCAACGGCCCCGAAGUCCACGGCUGAGCCGGGAUGCGGAGGCUCCUGGGCCCGUUUGCAGCCAGCCGAGAGGCGUGGGAGGGGCGAAACCACAGACAUGCUGCCGUCUGAGAGGAAGGGUUGACACCUGCUGGCAUGGCCUCGCCGGGCUUUGUCCUCGCAUGCACUGACUCCCGGGGUCCCAGCGGUCCUGAGCCAGGGCUCGUGGCCCCGGGCAACCCCUUGGCCUCCUGGUGGGGCUGCCCAUUGCAGGCAGUGGGCAGGCCUGACCUUGCUGGGGCUCACGGCCCCACAGCGCUUUUGUUACUUGAAUGUUUAGCUGAGCCUGUUUUUGAUGGAGCUACUACUGUAAUGCGUGAACUCACAAGCCUGUGAACUGUAAAUAGGCCCUCCAAGCACG
Messenger RNA from Hippopotamus amphibius kiboko, 1505 nucleotides. It is a transcript of the gene SNN, whose product is annotated as stannin. The record is from RefSeq and is a predicted model, not a curated record. Lineage: Eukaryota; Metazoa; Chordata; Mammalia; Artiodactyla; Hippopotamidae. The transcript is spliced from 2 exons. Gene Ontology annotation, cellular component: mitochondrial outer membrane. Bases 869 to 1132 code for a protein of 87 amino acids.